Messenger RNA from Nothobranchius furzeri (turquoise killifish), 5075 nucleotides. It is a transcript of the gene carmil3, whose product is annotated as capping protein regulator and myosin 1 linker 3. The record is from RefSeq and is a predicted model, not a curated record. NCBI's taxonomy places the organism in Eukaryota, Metazoa, Chordata, Actinopteri, Cyprinodontiformes, Nothobranchiidae. Gene Ontology annotation, cellular component: lamellipodium; plasma membrane. Gene Ontology annotation, biological process: cell migration; regulation of Arp2/3 complex-mediated actin nucleation.
CCCUUUCUGCUCUUUGCUGAAGUCGCAGGCGCUCGGUGGAUUCUGCCAGUGCGCAUCUCGGGAUCGCUGCUCUCCUCUUACGGACUGUUGGCACGCCGGGACGUACCUGCAGGCGCGGGGAUAACGGAAAGGAGGAGGAGAGGAGAGCAGCGCGGUUACGAGAGAACGUUUGGUUGAGGAAGUGAAGAGAAGCGGCCGGAAGGGCAGGAGAAGAGGAGCGCACCAUGGCUUCAAAGGAGAGCACAGCGGCUGGCUUCGUCAACGUGAGCAGGGACAUCACAGAGAGCAUCAGGAAGAUGUUGGACAAGCAGGUCAUCAAGUUUGUGCGAGCCAUCAAGCAAGAGACCCGGAGCGGCAAGUCUGAAGACAGAAUUCUGGUCCUGGCAACAUGGAGACUGUAUCUCUUUGCUGUCAAAGUGCCCACCAAGAUGGAGGUCACGUUUAACUUCCUGGAAAUCAGAGCGAUGAACACCUACCCAGAACACCAGGUAAUCAUCGAUACCGACAAGACUACGUACAAUCUGAGACUACAGACCCAGGACCAGGUGGACCAAAUGGUCAGCCACAUCAACUACGCCCUCUCCAGAGUCUUCAACAACUCUAUUUAUGCUCCACCUAUCUGUCGAGCAGAGGAAGAGCUGCCAGAUGGGAGUCACAAGUUCUCACCAAACUCCGAAUCAUCGCCUUUAGAGCCUCCGAAAACCUGUGGUGGAUUUUCUGAGACGUACGCUGCCCUUUGUGACUACAAUGGAAUUGGCUGCAAGGAGGAAGUGCAGUGGGAUGUAGACACAAUCUACCACUCUCAGGACAACAGGGAGUUUAACCUACUGGAUUUCAGCCAUCUGGACAGCAGGGACUUGGCAGUGAUCGUGACAUCCAUUGCUUACAACACCUGGUUCACCAAGCUGUACUGCAAAGACAUGCGCAUAGGGUCGGAGGUGGUGGACCAGGUUCUUCACACUAUCAGCAAGUCCAACAGCUUGGAGGAGCUCACGCUGGAGAACGCCGGACUUAAACCGGAUUUCCCUCAGAAGAUGGCGUCGGCGCUAUCGGAGAACCCAGCCUCUGUGAUUCACUCCCUCAGCCUGGCUCAUAACACGCUAGACAACCAAGGCGUCUCUAACCUGAUCCAACAGGUCUGCCGCCUCAACAAAGGUCUGCGCCUCCUCAACCUCUCCAAGACCUCCCUCUCCUCCAAAGGUGUUGUGUCUUUGUCCCAGGCUCUGUGCUCAAGUGACGACUACUCCAACUCUCUGCUGCAUCUGGAUCUAAGCAAAAACCCAGGAGUUCUGUCCGGAGAGGAUGCCACAAACCUGUACCUGUUUUUGGCCCAGCCCAACUGCCUGGUUCAUUUGGACCUGUCUGGGACCGACUGCACAGUGGACUCGCUGUUUGGGGCUUUGCUGCGGGGGUGCUGUGCUGACCUCUCCUACUUGAAUCUGUCCAAGAACUCCUUCUCUCACAGAAAAGCGAGAGACUCUCUGCCCUCCUUCCGUCAGUUCUUUAGCUCAGCGUUUAGCCUGACCCAAGUCAGCCUGGCCUCCAUGAAGGUCCCCCCUGACUCACUGAGAGCUCUAUUCCUGGGUUUGUCCAACAACCCUCACAUCUCUGAUUUACACCUGGACAUCAGCAGCUGUGAGCUCAGGUCCGCCGGUGCCGCCGUGAUACAGGAGCUGUUUCCUCGGGUUUCCUGCGUCGGGACUUUAGACAUCUCUGAUAAUGGUUUAGAUGCUGACUUGUUGGCCGUCAUCCCAGCGCUCUCCCGACACCCCUCCCUCAAACACCUGAUGUUGGGUAAAAACUUCAACAUCAAGGGCAGGGGGCUGGAGGAAAUUCUGCAGAAACUAGUACAUUUGGUGCAAGAAGAAGAGUGUGCCCUGCAGUCCCUCUCCCUGGCCGACUCCAGGCUUCGUCAGCGGGGCACCGUGCUGGUCAACGCUCUCGGCUCCAAUGCCUGCCUGCGGAAGGUGGACCUGAGCGGCAACCUUCUGGAGGACUCGGGGGCUAAAAUGCUCAGCAAAGCCCUGCAGAUAAACACAACCCUCAGAAGUGUGACGUGGGAUCGCAACAACACCACCGCAACUGGCUUCCAAGAUGUGGCGAGGGCGCUCGAGCACAACUUUACCCUGCAAUAUAUGCCCCUCCCCUUUUGUGACAUCACUCAGGCGUAUCGCAGUGCACCAGAGAAGACGGAGCAGGCCCUGGCCAAGAUCCAGCGUGCACUGCUGAGGAACAAUCAGACUCAGCGUUUCUCUCAGAAGCAGGCUCUCAGGCUGCACCAAGGCCUCGUCACCAGCACCGCCGAGCAGGUGAUGGAGCGUCUGUGUGUGCGGGUGCAGCAGCAGGUUUGUGUUCUGAAAGGCUGCGAGGAUGGGGAGGAGGUCCAGACAGCCAGACAAAUCCUCAAGGAGGCUCGGAACUCGAGAGCUCUGUAUCCGUCUCUGUGCGAGCUGGCCCAUGUCUUAUCGGUGGACGGGCCCGUCAAACAGCGCCUGGACACCCUGGCUGGAGAACUGGCCAAGGCUGCUGACAAGGAACUGCAGGUGGUCGUGGACUCAAUGGUGUCUCUUUGCCGCGAGUUAUGUCCCAUGUCCUGCUCAGCUGCAGAGAGACUCAGCCCGCCUCUCUCGUCCAUCUCAGAGCAAGUUUCUAUUCCUCGCACCACCAUCCGCUGCGCCCUGAUGGAGAGGGCGGCCGAGGACAUCAACAGAGCCUUGGAGGAGGUGAAGCUGUCUGUGGUCUCCUAUCUGACCAACUCCAUAGUGGAUCAGAUCCUACAGGAGCUCUACACCACCCAUAAAACACUGCUGCGGCAGGUGUCUCAGGCAAAGAGAUGGGACGACGUCGGGACAGGCAGACGCACUGUCAGACAGUCGAGACUGGUCGAGCCUCUGGAAUUUCCUGAUGAGGAUUUUGGCGUCAACCUGGGAAUAGACACAAUGGCGAUCAAGAAGCGGAGCUCCAGAACUCGAAGAAUCCGCCCCGUCUCCACCAGACUGAGUUUGGGUGACGAGCCCAGUCCCUCCCCUACACCGUCCGCUCCUUCCCACUCUGUCUCUCUUACCCAUUCGGCAUCAUGGGAAUGCCUUUCCACCCUCCCCACCAACGGCUCACCUUUACAUCAUGUGACCCACGUCAGGCCACGCCCACCUCGGCGACACCGAGCCAUGAAUCUUUCUCCUGAAUCUCAUAGUGCAGAGAAUGGAGCAGUCAGUAUGCUGGAGGAUGGACUGCCUGACUUCUACAGCAAAAGGGUCCUUCCUGACAGUCAGUUGUCAUCCCUCCAUCAGGCCCAGUCACUGAGGAGGAAGAAAAGACGCAGCGUCCUGUCGAUUUUCUCUGGCUUCCGAAAGAAUCGUAACUCCACCUUCUCUGUUCAGGACUCAGAUGGAGCCUCCGAGAACGUCUACUCCAUGAUUCAGCACCCUAAGGAGAUGGGGAGGCCUGAGAGUGCUGUUCCUGGGCCUAACGGGGCCAUGCCUUCACCUCGAUCAACUCAGGGAGCUCUUGUUUAUGGGUUGAGGGCUGCUAGCCCCCCCUGUCCCAUCCAAAGACAGUCCACAGACCUUGUCAGCAUGGUCUACAGCUGUAUCGGAGCAGAAAUCGAGGACUCGGAUAGCAGCAGCACCUGUGACAUCAAAGAGGACAACACCGAUGGCUCAAACGCCAUCUCAGAUGCCCCAACAGAUACCCGGAGUAAUGGCCAUGUGGCGUCCUCCAAACAACAGACGGACAGACAGAUGGAGACAGACAGGCAGGAGAGGGUUGUCCCUCUGAUGGACGCACGGACAGAGACGGCGGAGGACGUACAGAGUACUGGUGCUGGUAGUGUGGGUCCCUGUGGACUGAGACCAGAGCCUCCUCCUCCAAGCAGCAAAUCGGUUCUGGCUGUGAUGAAACAGAGACACCUGCAGGAGAGUUUAGAAGAGACAGGAAGGCUGGAGGGAGAGGACCAGAGUGAAAAAAUGCAAGAGGAAAAGCAAAGAGGGCGCGGACCAAAGGGGCAGCAUCCUCUUAUUCCCAAAAAGCCCAGCAUAGACCUCCAGAGAGACCGCUCUCCAGACAAAACCAAGACUUCGCCCACCACUUCGGCCAGUUCAGAAGACGAACAAACCAGCAACCAGAGGAGUUCGCCUCCCAUCGCUCAGGACAAGCUGCCCAAUGAGGCGAGAAGCCCGGCAGCGCCUGCUACAGAGCCAGCCGAUCCGGUCAUCAUCAGGCAUGGUGAGGACAGAGGACGUAAUGGAUGCCCAGCGUCUCACCACACCAGGAAGUCCAACUCAUUCGACAUAGGCAUGGACCAGGACACCCCCUACGAUCUGGACAGGUCCUCAGAUCGCAGGUUCCCUGUGAAUAAAUCCUGCUUUCCCCAGUACAGAAACAGAUCUCUGGACUACCCAGCUGGGACCGGGUGUUACGAAGGUGGUGACAGAGAUGCAUUAUGACAUCACCUGAGGACAGAGAGGAGACGGAGAGACUGGCACAUGGAGAACUGGACUGAGACAAGCUUUUAAAACUGUGUGGACUCAAAUGAAAAUGAUCCAACUGGAGUUUAUUUUCCUUUUUAAUCCAUUUCUUGCUGAAAACGCAUGUACUGUGUACCAUUACUUUCUUUUCUAGCUGCUUGCACUUAUUCUGGAUAAGAUUUCUCUUAAAGGGAAGUUUCUUAAAACACACACAGUAAUUUUGUGUUUCUAGUAUGCAUAUGAUCUGUUACUUUUACACAUUUGUGAUAAUCAGUUAAAAAUCGGUCACCCCCACCCCCUCUUUUACUGACAAUCUGACCACUAAAAGUGAGUUUGUACUGUAUUUAUUCUGAGUUGUAGAUAAUGAAUAUGAAACUGCAAUAACCAUUGUGGUGAACGCUACUAGUUAAUUUGUGAUAGUAUAUUAUUUGAUAUCUGUGCUUGUGAGUAUGCUUAUUGGUGUAUGCUGACAUUGACUGAGAGACCUUAGUUCCUCCAUCCUUCAAUAGUAUUUACAUUGGCCAGUGGGUUGUUUUAAUCUGAUGAAAAUGAGUAUAUUUUCUAAAGAUGCUUCUAUGAAUCAGAAAAAAUAAAAGUACUUAACAGGAA